AUCAGAUCUUCGAAACAAUGUUGCGUAAACUUCAGCCCAUGGGCUUCGGACGACCGAUGCCGCCGUUAUUAGAAAUCCCCUUCGCUCAGAGACUCUCCGCCUGGUGGGUAAGAAGAUGAUGAACAGAUUCAAUAAGGGACACGCCUAGAAAAAUAUAUAACAUGAUUGAAGCCCAGUGCUACAUAGGAAGAAGGUGAAAAAGGAACACAAAACUAUUGUACUGUUUGUCAUAUUUGAGUUUCCCCUAUCAUCAGUUGCAGUUGUUUUACAAGAAGAAUCUUGCACUUGUGCACCAUGCCUAGCAAGCUCCGUGACAAUGUGUCUCGCGUGAAAAAGUUCAAUCCAUUGGGCAUAUUAACAUUUAUUGGGCUACGCGCGGCCGAUUCUCUUUUCCAGUACGCCCUGCUUCAGCGAGGCUGGGCAUCCAGCUUGGUCGAGCUCGUCGGUGCUACAGCAGUGAAUCGCAACCUCAUUGUUCAUGACUCGACGGGUCAACUGCACCCUUAUUAUGCUAUUAUUUCAUUUAUGGCUCUCGGUAGCAGUGUGAAGCAGAUUUUGAACGCACUGCUCGUCUUGGAACAAGAAAUGUCACCAUCAUCAGCAAUUGUCAUUGCACUCUUCAACACUGUAUGCAACUCGCUGAAUACUAUCCUAUCGGUCUGGGUGAUUACAGCACAAGCGCCGGGCCGGCUAAGCUUCUCUGGCAUUCUUCAGUAUCGACUUUUGCUUGCCGGUGUCGGGUUCUACAUGGGCGGUAUUCUUGUAGAGGCCACCUCGGAACUACAAAGACGUUCCUUUAAGAAAGAUCCCACCAACAAAGGAAAGCCGUAUGCUGGCGGAUUAUUCUCUGCAGCAAGACAUAUCAACUACGGCGCCUACACGAUUUGGCGAGCCGCGUAUGCAUUCACCUCGGGUGGCUGGCCAUGGGGCAUUGCCGUCUUCUCGUUCAUCUUCUACGACUUCGCGACUCGGGGUGUUCCAGUUCUUGACAGAUAUCUUCUGGACAGGUAUGGUGAACAGUGGCAGGCAAUCAAGGACCGGGUUCCUUAUCGUCUGAUUCCUGGCAUUUAUUGAGAUGCACAGUCUGUCUUUUACUUUCGAUGGAGCCUGGACCGGUUGUUACUAUAAGUUCCCCCCGGAUUCACCCUAUUCAACCCAAUGAUGGCUAUUCCAUCACUUCUAUCACCAAACAAGGAGGUGUGGUUUUGACGGUGAGGCAAGAUAAUGUACUCUGAAGAGUCGUGCUGUGUUAAUAGGAGUAUAUACAUAGGCAUAUUUUAACUGAAG
Molecule: messenger RNA, 1287 nt
Organism: Aspergillus novofumigatus IBT 16806
Lineage: Eukaryota; Fungi; Ascomycota; Eurotiomycetes; Eurotiales; Aspergillaceae
Exons: 2
Coding region: 295-1074 (259 amino acids)
Cellular component (GO): membrane
Source: RefSeq, a predicted model, not a curated record